Molecule: messenger RNA, 4559 nt
Organism: Puntigrus tetrazona (Sumatra barb)
Lineage: Eukaryota; Metazoa; Chordata; Actinopteri; Cypriniformes; Cyprinidae
Exons: 5
Coding region: 531-4325 (1264 amino acids)
Biological process (GO): positive regulation of transcription elongation by RNA polymerase II
Molecular function (GO): protein binding
Source: RefSeq, a predicted model, not a curated record
CGUAAACCGAUUCAAAGGAUUCACCGAACAGCUCGCUUGUAGAUGGUGAGUGGAGUUAAAAAGAGAUGCCUUGCUCACGUGUCCCUCAGAUCACGUGUCCGCGUGUGUGAAAUGAUUCGUCUCUACUGGGUUAUAAUGUGUGUUCUCGGCGAGUUUGAGGAGCAGCGUGCUCUUAGCGUUUGAACGCAAGACGGUUUCGUUUGCAGCAUUAAUACCAGAUGAAUUAUUGCGAUAUCGGGCUCAGUUGACCUUAGAGACCGAGAGUAUGGCUGGUCUAGCAUUUCUUUGCCAUUUAAUACCAAACAGCUUGAAGACGUUGACCUGAGAUCACGUUUACCUGACGUUUAUACACAGGUUCUUUACGUAAAAGAAAUACACACAUAAAUGAAUACAUGUAAAUAAACCUUCCCAUUGGCGGUUGGAUCUGAACUUAUUACACGAAGUAAGUAAAUCUUAUCUCGCAAGAUUGAAAUAAAAGCUGCUAUUUCUGGGUCGUUGACAGUUUUUAAGCUUUGUUUUGAAGUUUCUAGAUGUGUUUUAUUGUGAAGUUGCAUUCCCCCAGCAUGUGGCAGUUUGAGCAUCCUGACUUUGCAGUUUUCCUGCUUGCUGAGCUUCAGAAGCAGCAGCAGGGAAGCAUCUUCUGUGACACGCUUCUGCAGACAGACGGUGUCUGUGUUCCAGCUCACAGCUGUGUGCUAGCCGCUCUAAGCCCUGCCCUGUCAAGAGUCCUGUCCACUUCCCCUGCUCCACAGGCAGGGCAGAACAGGCUUCUGAGCCUUGAGGCUGUAGGAUCUUGUGCCUUACUAAAGCUAGUUAGGUUCCUGUACACGGGGGAAAUGGAGAUCAAGAGUCAGACCGAACACGAGGAGGUAAUGGCCGCUGCAUUCAGACUCGGACUUAAAAAUCUUUUAGAAAAGAAGAGAGUGCACGUGGAAAGAGGAGUGGAGAAUGUUGUGAGAUGUUGGAGAGAGAUUGGUGUACAGACAGAAGAUGUGAGCAGCCAGGAAAGUGAAAUGGUGUCUGAGCCAUUGAGGAUACAGAGCAGUACUCUUCCAGUGCAAGCUUGUGGCUUAUUGGAAGCUGAUUUGUCCUCAUUGUCAUUAUUUGAUGAAGCUAGUCCAGCUGCAGGUUCGAAUCGGACCAAUGCCACUGUUCCUUCCCUCGCUGUUGUGGCCGAAGCAUCUGUAAUAAAUCAUCACAAAACAAAGGCUAAGAAGAGGUGGAAAAUGGCAAGGAGACAAAGCCAAUUAAAAAAAUUAACUCGGCAACAAAUGAAUGUUUCAGGCAAAAACUUCCAGAAACUUUUAGAGGCAGAUAAAGGGCCAAGAAGUGUGACUGCUGAACAAAAGGAGGCCAAGUUGGACCAGCUUAAAGUUAGGAUAAAGCUGAGGAGGAGCGGGGCUUGCUGGGAGAGCAACCUUCUUGUUUCUGUCCAAGGUGAGAGCGAGAAGAUCCCAGAAGAAGUGUGUGCGCUUCAAACUCCGAGCUACCCGCCUAGAGUACUUCCUGGUCAAAGUCUUGGAACUCUCACCCCACGGACGGACCUGACUAUAUCACCCUCUGAUUCUUCCACGCAUCCCUCUUCAGAUAAAUGUCUUCCUACUCGACACCACGUUUCUGUCUCUUCCCCUUUGGAAAUACCAACUUUAUCUUCAAGCCCUCCCCAAGCAGAUGACUCUGAUGAACAUAUUGCAAAGUUGUUGGAUGAUAUGUUGAUGGAUUUAAACAUCCUUCCAUUGAUGCCAGUAAACAGACAUCUGGAUGAGCAAGAGCAGCUAGGUCCUCUUCAGGAUGCAAAAGAUCAACCGAGGGCUGCUGAUGCCUCUGCUCAAGGUGCUUGUCUUUAUCUGCAGAACUGUGAGCAAGAGAUGAAGGGAUCUGAUGUUAGCAAGACGGCAGUAUCAGCUGGGUCACCAGGACAAAGAGAUGAAGGCUUUCAAAAUCAGUCACAAUCCAACACAUUCAUGUCUAAGUUACCUGAACAGGACAUCUUAAACAAAGAUAAGUAUCUGGCGGCUGGGGCAAGAACCUCCACACCCUCCCUGGGAGAAGAUUUGUUUUUAACCCCAAAAGCCACGGCUGUCCCAGCUAACAUUUCUCCAGCCACAGGUGAAACCCUUCUUAUGACCAGCAUAAUAGACAACAGGCCAGAAUUCAUACUACUGCGAUGUCUUUCCCCCCUCAAAUCAGAUAAAAGAGACAGUGAUGUUCCCACACAACCACCACACAGACAGGACCUAGAAACGCAAAACCUUCCCUUGUGGCUUUCUGAAUCACCACUGAAAUUGGACUUCCCUCUGAGCGUGAUGAUUGAUUCCUCCUACCCACAUACACAGCCUGACCUCAUUGCCUGCCGAGAUCGAUCGUGCCCUGACCUUGCAGAAAAGCAAGAAUUGAAGACUUCCUUUUUACAAGAUGAUUUAAUGAGUGGGAGUAGUUCAAACACCAUUCAGCAUGAUGCAAAAGAUGCUAGCGAGCACCCAAAGCAGAGAAAGAUGAGAAGACAAAGGCUUGCAACUCAGAAGUCAGAAGUGAAUGGGGAUACGUGUCAAAACAUAGAAAAUCAGGAUCUGGUUCAACAGAGGACAUCAAAGGGUUAUGAUCCCCACUGUGAACACAUUAAGCCAUCAGCUAAUGCACAUAAAGCCAGUGCCCGAAUAAAAAAUGCAAACAGAAAAGCAACUGCAGGUGAGAAGAGAAAAAAAGAAAUUUCUUCACCUAUCAGUAAGAAAACGCCUCUGUUGAACACUGACGGUGAACAACGUGAUGUUUUACCUACACCAAAAGUCACUGGUAUUGUAAAACGUGGUCGUGGUAGACCUCCUAGAUACCAAAAAAAAGCUGCUGUGGCUCACUUGUGCAACAGUGCAGAGAAAUUGCCCACUUCAGGACAAGAUGAUUGUGAGGUGGAAAAAACUAAGAAAGACAGUGAGAUUGGUUUUUGCUUAUUAGCCCGCUCAAAUCCACGGCAAGAGAUAGACUCAACAGAAAUGGAAGAAGCAGAUGUUAACAGCAAUUUGGCAGUGACUACGCUAAAUGCUCACUUAAAGUAUGCUGCUCAGGCAAAAGUGCCAAGUAUCAUUGAUCAAAUUUUCCAUCAGACUCAUCCAAGUGUUGAAAGUCUCGCUUAUAGGAGUUCUCUCAAUAUUGAUCAGCCGCUAGCAUCAAGCCUGCGAGACGCGUCUUUUAGCCUUCAAAAAUUCCAAGGAAUGAUAAGAGAAAAAGAGAAUAGUAAAUUAAUGAUGAAAACCAAUGAAGUGCUCAAUAAGGGCAUCUGUGGUAAGAAAAAAGCAGAGACGUCUAUGCUAAUGAACGAGAAUAAAGACAUGGAGGUAUCUGACCAUCAAAUAGGGUCGCUGUUGUCAAAAGAUGGAGAAACCGCCACUGAGGAGAACUCAAGUGUGUUACAGAAUAGUGAUUCCCAAAAUGAGAAGGGAAAAGACAUUCAUGAACAAGUGACUGAGAUUUCUGAGCCAUUAACAGCUGAGCAGGACGUCAUGAAGGAAAUGAUGAUGCCGGCUGAUGAUGCUGGUCGUGCCAAGUCGCCCACAGAGAAAGACUGUGAUGUGUCCACCAAUGAACUACCAGUGAUGGGGGGAAUAGAAAUGAAAUUCUGUAUGGAUCUUGAUAGUACACCGGCAGAAGGUCUCAGAGAUGGACAAAACCUGGAAGAUGCGGUUUCUAAUGAGUGUUCGUUUGUGGCGACUUCAGACGUGGACAAAGACGUUCAGGCAGCGCAUGGUGUUGAUACCCAGGAUGUUGCUGAUUGUGUGGAGGAGGAGGAUUUAGGUAGAAACAAAGAGCUUCAGAUGAUUGAAGAAAUUAUGGCGGGAGAAGAAACUGAAGUCCUUGGGGCAAAUGAGCUUGUUGAGGAAAAUGAUCUGCCUUCCUCCGAUGAUAGGUGUUGGGAAACGACCAAUGGUUGGGAUGAUAGCGUUGAAAUUGAGGAGGGAGAUCAGUACAGUGCUGGGAAGAUCGAUGAACUGAGUGAAGGACACAUUACAAGUACAGAAAACGCAUCAAACAGAGAAGAAGAAAUAAGCAGCGACGCUCCUUCUGUCCAGACUGAAGUGCUGCUUCAGUCAAACUAUCAAAGCCCCGAGGUGUGCAGUGAGAAUAUCUCAAUGGUGACUUCCAGUUCAGAAUCAGCAGGAGAAGAAGAUAUUGAAGUAGAUGUUGUCGAUGAGCCUGCUGAAGACCCAUUAGGGCUUUUGCCAUCUAGACAGUUUGUCACACUGGCUAUUGAGUGUCUAAUGGAGCAAGAGGAUGAGUUGAAUGCCACUGAAGAAGAGGAGGUAGAUGUGACUGGAGAAGAGACGGAAUGAAUUUGUGUUCAUGUUUGGGAAUACAUGUUCAGCAUUUUGAGGUCAAUAGCAAUGUUUGAGCCAAGUUCUUAACCCAGGGUUUAAUGUAUCAAAUGGUGAGAAUAAUUUUUUUUUGUUUUUGGUCAAUUUGACAUUACGUAUGUGAAUUAGCUAAAUUCAUUGUUUAUUUUUGACUGUCUCAUACAUGUAUAAAGUUACAUAUUAACAUUAUGUAAAUAAAAAUCAAUUUAUAUA